GUUUUGUAGGAGGCGAGAAGGUGGUAGGGGUUGUCGUUAUUUGUUUAUAGUGUUGUGUUGCGAGUGUAGUUUGUUGACAUGGGGUGGGGUAUUACUUCUGGGAAGGGGGAUGGGUGAAGAGUACGUUGAGAGUACACUUCAGAUCGAUGUAAAGCGUAGUUCUCGUAAAGGAGCUGUCGAGCUGGCUUGCUACGUUCACCGGGCAGACAUUCCGAGCUCCAUCACGGAUUGACAGGCUGUGUGUUUGUGGGAUGUACUUCAAGUUGACGUGCUUCGGUCGUGUUAUAACUAUGGUGCACCGAAUUCACUUCGUAAAUCGUGUCGUAUAAACAUGUCAUCUUCACUAAUGAGGUCCGAGUGCAGGAAAUUUUCACCCAAUAUCUUCAAUAAAAGUAAAUGCACCAAUUGUUUCAAGCAGAAGGAAGAGCACAGUGCGGAGGCACUAGAAAGCAACAGGGCGACUCGCAAGGUGGCGAAAUGCGGCUACCUGUUCGUGGCCCCGGGGUGGGACUUCUCCAACCCGCUCAACCGCACCAAGAGAUGGCAGCGGCGGUGGUUCGUCCUGUACGACGACGGCGAGCUCAGCUACUCCGUGGACGAACACCCCGACACGGUGCCGCAGGCCAGCAUCGACAUGAACAAGGUGCUGGAGGUGACGGACGCCGAGGAGGUGACGGGCAACGCCUUCAGCCUGGCCGUCACGGCGCCCGACCGCGUGCACUUCGUGAAGGGCACGUGCCGCGAGGAGUGCCGCUGGUGGGCCGACGUGCUGUCCGUCUUCCCCAGGAGCAAGGGCCGCCACAAGCGCAACGCUACGUUCCCUGGCGGCCAGACCACGAGCAUCCUGCAGCAGUCGCCCGCCAUUAGAGCGUGCACGCCCAGCGACUCCCGCCCGAGGUUCAACAGCUGCCACACGGACCCCGCGGCGCUCCGCCAGCCGCCCACCCAGCCCUGGCUGCCCGUCGAGGCGGACGCCUUCCCCACCCGGGACGUGCCGCCCUCCCCCCCGCAGGAGGCCAGGCCCGAGCCGGCGGCCCCCGCCGUCGACACCUCCGCAGUGUACCGCGACCAGCCGGCAUCGUCUGCAUCCCCGCCCACUCGAGACAAAGUCCAGACGGAAGAGAAGAUCCGCACGAGGCGGGUGCUGAACAGGGAGAAGAGGGGCGUGAAGUCGGCACGCAGCUACUCCGAGGACUUCUCUGGCAUGCUGCCCACCUGGAAGGACACCAGCACGGCUACUGAAACACAAGAUAAGAACGAUGUAUCGAGAAGGAUUUUGUUUGAUGACUAUGAAAAUGAGAGCAAGCGCGAUGAGAAGCUGAAAGACAUUGCAGACUCGAUAACACGCCCGCGUUACCGCCGCAACAACCAGUCGCACAUCACGGUGUACCACUCGAGUGUUUCCGACAGGGUGAAGCCCACGAGGGAUGGAGAGUACAGCGAAGAGGAACAGAAGAAAGUGUACACUCGGUCGGGUAGCCCAGUCAUCAGGGAGGUGGAUCACACUGAUGGGUGUACCGACAAGCUGGUACGGGGAGAUCCAGAUGGUUGUGGUUUGGACAUAUCUAGUCAUCGGUACUCCCCCAACUCUGAGCUCAGGGUGGAUCUACCAGCUGAGGACCUGCUCAACAUUAAGAAAGGGUGGUUAAUGAAGCAAGGGGUUGACAAGGAAUGGAACAAACACUGGUUUGUGUUGCGAGGAUCUGCACUCAUGUACUAUCGAGAUCCGACGGCAGAAGAUAAAGGAAUCAUGGAUGGAGUUAUUGACCUCAGUGGGGUGAAAAGUGUCGUUGAAGUCCAGGUUGCCCGGAACUAUGGUUUUCAAGCUGUGACGUGGGAUGACAAACGACAUGUGCUGUCGGCUGUGACCUCUGGGAUCAGAGGCAACUGGAUGUUGGCUCUUCGACGGGCGGCAGGCCUGCAGAACCCAUCUCCGACCGACUCUUCCCUUACUGUCGGGGAGAAACUGGAGAGGGAAUUGGAUAAUAUAUCAAUGCAGUCUGUGUGCGUGGAGAGGGAGCCCUCGAUAGUUCCCAGCACCCCCGUCACCACCCCUCGCUCCAUCCUGUUCUCAUCUGACGAGGAGUACCGCACGGCCUCGGAGGGCGGUCGCCGGGAGAGCGAGGACUGGGGGGAGUCGCUCGCUCCUCUCCCCCCAUCGCCACCCCUCAAUCGGACACCCAUUUCCAGGGUGAAGGAGAAGGCCAGGUCUCGGUCUACCUCAAGGUCCAGAGUGUACAAGAGAUCAAGGUCAUCUCCGCCAUCUUCGAGGCGGUCCACCUUGGAUUCUGUGCGCACAGAGGACCUGAUACUGGGAUGCUGCGGCGAGCUGCCAGAGUCUGAUGCCGAAGGGAGUGUUGGGAUGGACUCGGUGCAGAGUUCUCUAUACACCGCUGUCGGGAGUCAGUCUUCAGAGGUGGAUGACCUUAAAACACAGCUCAGCAUGGCUCUGUGUGAGGUCAGCAAUGCUGAGGAAGAGUUGCUGCGGUUACGACAUCACAAGACUGAAAUCAUUGCACUUGAGAAGCAGGUUAAAGACUUGCUUACUACACUGGACAGGACAGAAGAGCAGCUGAAACAAAGAACCAAAGAAGCCAGUGAAGCUGAACUGCUCAGGAAAAGAUUCAACGAGCUGGCGAGGGAACACGAGGAGUUGCUGGCUGACUGGCGGAAGAAAGCGAUGGACAAGGACUGGAGAGCUCUGUACCAACAACUGGAGGAGAGGUAUCGAGAGGACAGCGAGAAGUGGAAGGACGAGCUGAAGGACCAGGAGUGUGCGUGCGAGGAGGCCAAGGACCGGUGCCGGGUCCUGUCGCUGGAGCUGGCGUCGAGCCAGGAAGCCAUCGAGCACCUGCGGGGCGAGGUGAUCGGCCUGGGCGAGCGGCUGGCCCGUGGCAUCGAGGAGAACGAGUCCCUGUACAGGCGGCUCCGCGAGCUGGAGGGUCGCGGCGGAGCAGGCGUGCUGUCCUCCUCCUCCAGGGAGAGGGGCCGCAGCGUCGACUCCCUCAGCGACCUCACCAACAUCGAUCUGGAUCUCGACCUCACGGAGAUGGACAAGGAGCGGAUCAUGGAAGAGUAUGAUGAUUUGAGGGGGAGAUUUGAGAAGGCGGUCCAGGAGAUUCGAGCGAUGAAACGAGAACUACGGGAGUCACAUGCUCUGUAUGAUGAAUUGGAGCUGUCGUGCAUCAAACUGCGGCAAGAUGCGAAGCUCCGCGAGGAUGACCACUCUGCUCAGUUCUCUCUCAUGGUGCGGAGGGUUGAUGACCUCACGUUGAAACUGAGUGCAGCAGAAAAGCAGGUGCGAAGUUUGAAACAGAAGUUGGCCAAAGCCGAUUCAAGAGACAAGCGUCGAUCCCUCUCGCUGAAGGGAAGGGAAUCAUUCCAAAUAUGUAAAGAACUGGAAGAGAAACUUGGAGAGUUGGAAAGCAAGAUAAGUGCAUUAGAGUCUGGUAAACCCAUCACAGCUGUCUCAAUUAGGACAAGCAAACACGCAAGGAGCGAGUCCCCACAAGGAAGUAAGAAAGACGACAGUGGAGACAAGCUGAAGGCAUCGUCUUCCCGCUUGAGGAGAAAAUCCCUGGAUAGUGCAACAAGCUCUGAGCCAAUGAAGGUUUUGAUACGUCUCACUUCACUGGAAGCGAAGGUCACGAAAGCUGCUGAGCAGAUGUCCAAGUGUAAGAGCGAAGAUGCAGGAGCCAAGGAAGUGGAAGUAAGCUUGGAUGACGGUCCGGAGCCGAUGGACUUUGAAGAUGGAAAUUCAGAUCUCAUGUUACGUUUACACAUUCUUGAGCAAGCUGUGUUGAAAUCAAAGGCAAAACUCACGGAAUGCGUCUGUCUUCUCCAAUCACUGAAAUCGGCUUCCCCAGCAAGGCACUCUCUUCUUAGUCAGACCCCACAACUUACAUUCUUGGAGAAUAAUCUCUUGGAAGUGAAACAGAUUCUACAGAAUUGUGAUAGUCGCUGUUCAUCGAGUGAAAUGAAUUCUCUUGUUGCAUCAGCAGAGGAAGAGGCAGUGAAGAGUUCUGUUCAGAGUGUUGUGAGCAGAUUUGAAGAGCUUCUUCGUGAAAAACUGAGUGAAUUGUUUAAGAAGAGAAUGAAUCUCAAGCAGUCAGGUCAGCUUGAUAAGACUGCCCGCACUAAACUGUUAGCUGAGAAAUUGGCAUACGAAUCUGUCUUAAUAUCAAGGAUAGCACAAGCAGUUGCAUGUAGUGGUGAGGGUAGUCAACAUUUCAAAAUUUCUUUGCUAGGUGCUGAAGUUCUAGAGUGUAACAGGCUGUUUUCUGUUCUUAAAUCAAAAUUGAAUGGCUCGACACCACCAGAAACUUGCGAGACUUCAGUCAACUACCUGACGAGAGUUCUGUCGCAUAAACUACUUCUUCAAGGUCAGUUGAAGCAUGACAGUCAUUCUUCUCCACCUGUUAAUAAGGCAGCGAACAGUUCAAAUUCUGAUGCACUGCGACUUAUGCUGGAUCAGCAGAGAGACUGUGAGGCAUGUAUAGAUAAAUAUAGAAAUGAGAAGCUAAAUCACCUUGCCAAAACGUUGGCCAUUGAAACUCUUAGUGUCACUGAUAAGCAUGAACCGGUGGAUGAAGUGCAAAACUGGAAGUCAGAGAAGAGACAAAGUCCAAAACCUUCUGCUUUAACUUUGGAGGACCAGAGAAUACGUGAAGCAUGGAUGAUGGCUCAAGAGGCAGUGAACCAGGAGUUGAUACAGGCAGAGAUAUCCCAUGUGACGAUGCGCUGUGGCCAAGCGUACGAGGCAGCACUGUCGUCGGAGCAGGAAACUCGCUUCACCUUGCUUGCGGCACAGCGUGUGGUGAUGGAACAGUGGUACGACACUGCCGAAGAGAUUCUCAGGCAAGAAAUGGAAGCAGGAAUCGAAGAGUUGAACGCCAGGUACGAAGAAUGCUUGUCUCGCUUGAAAAACGAAAAAGCGUUCAUACCAAAAAGUCAUCACGAAGAAGAAAGCAUGGAGUCGAGACACCUUCUGUUCGAGUUUGCUGACAUAAUGGCCCACAAAGCUUUGAUCGAUGCUCGCAUAGCCGUGAUCAGCAGAGAGGCCCAACAUGCUAAUUUGUCUAAUAGUAGAGCCAAAGAAAAUGUGAGGUCUGUUGUGCAAAGCGUCCUGGAGAACGAAAUGAUGUCUUCUAGGUUUUCGGACUAUGAAACGAGCAUCUGCAAUGUGGACUGUGAACUGGGAAGUGAGUUUGAAUUUUUGUUCCAGCAGUAUUUGGACCAGUGUUGCCUGCAAGUGGCAAGUGUAGGAUGUGAUAAGUUGAGGACAGAUCACGAGCAGGCGGGGCAGGUGAUGGGCUUGCUGUCCGAACUAGAGGAGGAGCUCAAUUUGCUGCAGGACGAUGCCAGGUCGGAGAAGAUGCCGUCGUGCCAUGGAGACUCCAAAGAGUUGACAUGGAGCGACGUGUGUGAUAAGUGUAAAACUUUGAGACAGAUUAUUGCUAACCUGUCAGCUCGCCUUAAGGACAUCAGGAUCUGCAAACGUUGCCAGCAGCUGCAGGAGAGCAUUAAAAGGCUGAGCUCCGACCACGAGGAGGAAGUGAGGAUGCUGCGACGCUGCCAGGAAGACGACAUGCUGCGGCUGCGUGGGGAGCUGGAGCAGCAGAGGCACUCCCUGGUCUCUCAACACGAACAGGAGCAAGCACAUUUGAAAGAGAGAGCACGUCUGCUGGAGCGACGCCUGGGUACGCUCGACAGCGAGUACUCGCAGCAGGUGGAGAACUUGCGCUCUGCCUACCAAAAAACUCUGACUGCUGGUCUGGAGAGGGACAUAGAGGGAGAAGAGAACAUUCGACAGCGAUACCAAGCAGAGAUCGAACAACUUAGGGCACUCUGUGAGAAAGGACUGGUUGCGAUGGAGAACUCGCACAGGCGCAUCAUAGCGGAGCUGGACGAGAAGCACAGACAAGAGCUGGAGCAGUUGAGGCUGGAGAAGGAACAAGCUCUGGCAGAGGAGACUCAGGCUACCCUCGCUGCCUUGGAUGCUAUGAGAAAAGCACAUGAGACUGAGGUACAGAGAGAAAUUGUCAAAUUCAAAAACGAAUUCAUUAAGAAAAUGCAGUCCACUCACGACAUAGGUGCACUUCAUAAAGAACAUGAAGCGGAAAUGGAGGAGAUAAAGAAGGAAAUACUGUCGCUGUCUGAGCGAUACUCCGUGAAGUGCGUGGAGUCUGCAGCGCUGGAGGAGCAACUGGCCGUGGUCACGAAGCAGCUGACUCAAGCCCAGCAGCAUGUACAGCAGUUGGAUGCGAGGAACAAGCAGCUGCGGGCCCACCUGGUGUCGGAGGUGAGCGAGCUGGAGACGGGAGACACGGCCCAGCUGCUGCGUCAGCGGGACCAGGAGCUGGUGAAGAAGCAAGAGGAACUGGGGCAGCUCCAGAGGGAGCUGAGCACAGCUCGGGCGCAUGGGGAGGAACUCAUUACACUUUGCUCUCAGUUGAGUAACGAGCACUCUAGCCAACGCGACAGGGCCGCAGUGUGGGCCCGCCUGCAGAAGCUGGCUGCCACUUGCCCGUCACUGAGGAAAGGACUCAAGGCCAUUGAGUCCAGUCGACCCAAAUCAGAUUGUGGUGUUGCGAAACAAGUCACAAGUUCCAGGUUUAAACAGCAAAAGGAACCGCCAACUCUCACCAGUGCAGAAUUGAUCCGGUCUCCAGAGCAAAACAUUUCCCGAAGCGAGCGAAUUUUUUUAUCGCUGGCCCCCCUCCGCUCCCCCUCUCCCUGUCCUCUCAGCGGGAUGGUGGCAGAGAGAAAAAAGAUGUUCGAACACUAGGUAGGUUCUCGGCAUCGGAGGAGGGGAGGGGUUGCGGCAAAGAAGUGACGGCUGCGGUGUGUUUCAGGAGAGUAGUGAUUGCUAGAACAAAAAUAGUCAGCAUGAAGAAGGAAACCAAAUGCUGAUGGAUGCUUACAGGCUGCAGUUGUGGUUGUCGUAAAUUUGCAUUGCAAUGUGAAGCCAAAGUACACAUAUAUAGUUGUAAUAUUAUGAAUAUGAUGCUUCUUUCAUUUAUCACUGAAAAAUUAUGCACAUUUUGCAGAUUGUUGUCUAAUAACUAAAUAUGUAAACAAAUGUGAAUCUUCCAUUACAUUCUUUUUCACAUUCUCAAUACCUAACCAAAGUAUUCUUAACUGAUGUUAUGUCUGUAGUUUCAAACUGUCACUCAUCACAAUACAAAUAAUUCUAGCAAACAAAAGGUCCUUGGGGCAUUAUUUAGCUUUCGUUUUUGACUAUUCAGUCAAGAUGACAGAGAUCCAAAAGGCAUACUCACAUUUCCCACCAGAGUAGUAAUAUAUGUCAUUAAAGACAUCACUCUUAGCUUUGGUUAAAUAUUUAUGUACAUAUGUAAGUAAAUUCAUCUUCAGCAUUUGCUAAAAGUAUAAUUAGCACCAUAAGCAGCUUAAUUAUUUCUUUCAAUUGAACUACACUGUUGUGUACAGUGUGUGCACUGAUGUUGGAAACAUAUGUAGAAUUAUUUUGGUAAUGUUGAUUUUAUAAAUAUGAUUUAUAAUGUUAAAAAGUGGAAAUAAUGUACAUUAUAUUGUAUUAAAAAGCAAUUAAUUCUUUAUGUAGUUUGUAAACUUAUUUUCACAUUAACAAGUUGUUUGACGAGUGCACUAAUCAAACAGCUUCCUUCUGCUAUGCUGAAAACAGUAUUGUUGUAUCUUUGAUGUGAAUGGUUUAGAACUGUUGUGUAACAAUUUCCCUAUAUAGAAGAUAAGACAUACUUGAUAUUAGUUACCUACCAUUCGUGGGAAUAUGCUUGUUUAAAAUUUAUAUUAAGAUAUUCUUUGUUCUGUAUUGUUUUGUUCGUAACUUACGAGAUUUCUUAUCCCAUAAUGAGGUUGCCUGUGGACCUGUUUUUUUAAAGCAGUAAUACAAUAUAAGUGUGAUAAUUGUAUUUUAGCCCCAUUAAAUUUUAUUUUAUUAUUUGAUACAUCACAAGCACUCCAGUCUAGAAAUGCUAGAAUGAUAUUAUCAUAAAGUACAAUUUUUGUUUUACAAAAACAAUAUUUUUAUUUAGUUUGAAAAAUGUAAUUAAAUUUUUAAUUAGGGUAAUGUAGAGAAAAAAAUUUUUGUUAGCCUGCAUUGUGUGCUUGAGAGUGAAGUUUGUUGUUUUAAGAGUAUUUUUGUGUACUUUAUUGUUGCAAAUAAAAUAUUUGUACCAUUUACAAAAUGAAUGUUCCAAUAAAAUGCCUGUUUUAACAUAA
Messenger RNA from Bacillus rossius redtenbacheri, 8220 nucleotides. RefSeq names its product protein outspread (gene osp). Gene Ontology annotation, cellular component: actin cytoskeleton. The record is from RefSeq and is a predicted model, not a curated record. Gene Ontology annotation, molecular function: actin filament binding. Bases 332 to 6787 code for a protein of 2151 amino acids. NCBI's taxonomy places the organism in Eukaryota, Metazoa, Arthropoda, Insecta, Phasmatodea, Bacillidae. The transcript has 28 exons.